AUGAGGGUUAUCAUUGUAGGCGCCGGUAUAGGUGGUCUAACAUGUGCUAUAGCCUGUCGACGCGAAAAAUUGGAUGUGAUUGUCCUCGAACGCAGCUCUGAACUUUUGCCCGCUGGGGCGGGUAUUCAAAUUCCUCCCAAUGGCGUGCGGGUAUUGGAGGCACUAGACCUCAAGCAACAGGUCUUAGAGAAAGGGGCGAUUGUCGAAUCAAUGGAUCUUCGACGGUACAAGGACGGUGGACUCAUUACAUCUAUGGAAUGUGGUCAGACAGUCGCUCGCGAGUAUGGAGCUCCAUGGGUUAUCAUUCACCGAGCGGAUUAUCAGCAAAUUCUAUUCAAUAGGGCUAUGCUUCUAGGUGUGGAGAUACGUUUCGGAGCUAAUGCCAAUGAUCUGGAUGUUGAGGACACACUGGUUGUUCUCGAAGGUGGUGAGGUAGUGACAGGGGAUAUUAUCAUUGGCGCCGAUGGGCUAUGGUCAAAACUCAGAGACACGAUUUCUGAUCGACCUGUUCCACUCAUUGAGACGGGUGACAUGGCCUACCGUGCAGUUUUCCCAAGGAGGCAACUUGAGGCCCUUCGCGAUCCGGAGAUAGACAGCCUUUGUAGCAAGACUUCUGUCACUGCCUGGCUAGGGCCAGAGAAGCAUGCCGUCUUCUAUCCGGUACGAGGUGGUGAAGAAUAUAAUCUGGUUCUGCUGCAACCUGACAAUUUGCCUACUGGAGUACGUACCAAUGAGGGUGACUUGGAGGAAAUGAAAUCGGGGUUUCACAAUUGGGACGCAACACUUCAGAGGUUGAUCUCUUGCAUAUCAUCGGUGGUUAGGUGGAAGCUAUGCCACCUGCCUGAACUAGAUACCUGGAGCAAGGGGUCGGUCACACUACUAGGAGACGCUUGUCACCCAACGCUGCCAUAUCAAGCUCAAGGUGCUGCAAUGGCAGCAGAGGACGGCGCUGUGCUGGGAAUGCUAUUAGGCUUAGUUGCACAACGGCUAAAUAGCCACAAGAACUCUUCCGACGAGACACUUAGCAGUUUGAUCCAUGAGUCCCUCACGGUCUACGAGGACUUACGCAAGGCCCCCACUACAGCCAAUGUCAAUGGAGCAAUUAGAAACCGUGGCGCAUUUCACAUGCAAGAUGGUAUCCUGCAAUGGAUCCGCGAUUUUAUUCUGGGGCAUUCGGGUAUGACACGGGAGACUGACUGGGUUGGUCUCAUGUCAAGGCGUCAGGCCCGGGCUCUAGCAUCUGAUGCUAUUAGAGAGUGUAAAAGACGGAUAGGAGAAUCGUCAAUACAAUGA
This is a messenger RNA of Aspergillus pseudotamarii, 1293 nucleotides long. RefSeq names its product putative salicylate hydroxylase. The coding region runs from base 1 to 1293 and encodes 430 amino acids. Lineage: Eukaryota; Fungi; Ascomycota; Eurotiomycetes; Eurotiales; Aspergillaceae. The record is from RefSeq and is a predicted model, not a curated record. Gene Ontology annotation, biological process: secondary metabolite biosynthetic process. The transcript has 6 exons. Gene Ontology annotation, molecular function: monooxygenase activity; FAD binding.